Molecule: messenger RNA, 5378 nt
Organism: Choloepus didactylus (southern two-toed sloth)
Lineage: Eukaryota; Metazoa; Chordata; Mammalia; Pilosa; Megalonychidae
Gene: SVIP
Product: small VCP interacting protein
Exons: 4
Coding region: 118-351 (77 amino acids)
Biological process (GO): negative regulation of retrograde protein transport, ER to cytosol; positive regulation of autophagy; negative regulation of VCP-NPL4-UFD1 AAA ATPase complex assembly
Cellular component (GO): endoplasmic reticulum membrane
Source: RefSeq, a predicted model, not a curated record
AUCGCAGGGUUUGGGGGUGGUGGGGGGAGCAGGAAGACCCGGGACGCGCGUUUGGCCCCGCAGCGCCGCCUAGGUCGGGGCGGGCCCCGAAAAGGGACCCCCAUAGCCGCUGUCCCAAUGGGCCUGUGUUUUCCCUGCCCCGGGGAGGCUGAGCCUCCCUCGCCGGACCCGGAAGAGAAAAGAGCAAAACUUGCAGAAGCUGCAGAGAGAAGACAGAGGGAGGCUGCAUCUCGGGGCAUUUUGGAUGUUCAAUCUGUGGAAGAAAAGAGAAAGAAAAAGGAAAAAUUAGAAAAACAAAUCGCUACAUCUGGACUGCCACCAGAAGGUGGACUUAGAUGGACAGUUUCAUAAUGCACAACAUGAGUGGAAGAGUUUACUGCCAAUAACUUUAAUAUCUGCAAUCAAGUGGACUGUCUCAAUUUAAUUUCCUCUCUUUGAAUUAAAGAAGACUCAGACUAUAAUUUUAGUGUCCUUAAAUACAGUACUAAAUCUAUAUAGAAAAGAUUGUAAAUGCUUUUGAUUUUCAAACUUAGAAAAUGGUCAGACUUAUGUUUCAUUAAAUACUUAUUUUCCUACAUUUGCUGCAGACAGUGAGUAUGUGCCAUUUUUUUUAGCAGUUAAAGCAUGGACCUAAAUAGUGAAUAUACAUACAUCUGCAUGUAAAAACUCUGCAUACAUUUGUAAUAUUAAAAUUUGCAAUUAUAUUUUCUCUCCCUUAUGAAAGUAUCUAGCUAUUUAUAGUGUGCUCCUUAAGCCAUAUAUCUGUUUUUAUUUCAUUAUAUUUGAACACUUGCUUAAAGUUAUAGAUUUAGUGCCUUUAAACUGAUCACCCGGGAAAACCUUGAAAAAUCAUUUAAAGGGCUUAUGUGUAGGAACACUGUAAAUUUUUAUAGCUUAACAGGUAUUGAAUAUUUGUAGAAGAUGUUGAAUUUUCUCCUAACUUUUAUUGCUGUAGCUUAUAAAAUUAACAUAUUGUAUUUUACAUUAUACUGAAGGUUGGUUUUUUUAAAAAAUAUUUUACUCAACUUAAAAUGAUAUAAUACUGAUACCAUCAGAGGGCAGUGAUGUACUUUUGUAUAAUAUCAGAUUCCACUCUGUAAAGAUCUUUGCGGUAAUUGGCCAAGUUAAACUGAAAAUCUGGGUGGGUUAUACUGAGUGUUAAUGUAUUUGUCUAAAUUUCAUAAGCAUUUAACAUUUUUUUAUAUUUAUUAAAGAAUGAUUAUAGGAUUUAUACAGAUGUGAAAUUGGCAAGGAAAGUAUCAGCAUAUGAGAAACAUAUAGGUACUGUAUUUAAAAAGAUUUACUUCAAGCAUAAAUACUAUGAAUUAAGUCUAUGUGAUGCAUAGUCAUAAACUUAGAUUUUCAUUUAUUAGAAACACAAAUUUUAUUAUACUUUUGUGAUUUUCUGUAAUAUAUAAUAAGCCAAAAUAUAAGAAUUACUACUCCUUUUGAUCAUCUAUUAUAAUUGCUAACUCUUUUGAACGGCAAGACCACAUACUGAAACCUAAAUUAGAAUUUGCAGAUUGUAAGUGCUAAUACAGACUGUAAAUUAAUUAGACCAAGUUCACUUGAUUUAGGGCAAGGAAACUGAGCCACCAUUUCACCCAUCUCUCCCACAAGACCUUUAUUAAAUUGCAGUAUAUUGUAUGUGCUCAUUUUAGAGUUUGAACUAUAAGAGAUACAGAUCUCUUGAUUCCUCUUGGAAAAAACUACUGUUUUAAAUCAUGGUGUGAAAUAUUCUGUGAAUAUCUAGUCAAGACAUAAUUAAGCUCAAUUUUCUUCAUCCUGUUAGAAGGUUAGUAGUGUUUUUGUUAAUAAAAGAUAGUGAAAUCGUGGAAUCUUCUUUAUGAAGAUGAUUAAUUUUUCCAAGACAGAAAAGAAAAGGUGUCUUUAAUAGCUGAAUGCAUUUGGGACUAGAGCAUUCCAUCUUUGAAAUAUGUGCAAAUCUUUCUUACUAUUUUAAUAUAGUGAGAACAGUUUUACCCUUACAUCUUCAAGAAUGAGAACUUGGGUUAGUGGUCAGGGUAACCUCAGGGAUGCUUUCAUCUCUUUGAGAUAAAUGAAAACAGAGCUUAGGGCUGUUUGGUGUGUCCACACAGUCUUUGAAUUUAUAGUUAGGCAUAUUCCUUUUGUGAUACUCUAAAGGAGAAAUAUUAGUCUCUAAUUUUCUUAGAGAACAAUUAUAUCCCCAAAUACUGUGCUUAUCUACUGUUGAACCAGGAAUAUAUUGGUAUAUAGCUUUCUGGGAACAAUAGGCUAUGAUUGCAUCAGCAAAACAUGGCCUGCUUGUGUAGGUGUGAUCAGCUUUCCCCCAAAUCACAUGGGUUACAUGAACUAGGGUGAAUACCCAAAUGUUAGGAAUACUGUUAGGGAAAGGAAGGGAAAGGGGGAGACUGGAUACCUGAUAGGAAACCAGAAAUAACUACUAAAUUCAUGUAUGUAUAUAUAUAUAUAUACACACAUAUACAUACAUAUACACACAUACCCAUAUAUCAUACAUACAGGCAUCUCCCUCAUAAAAUUAUGAAUCAAUUCCUGAUGAAAACUCGUAACUGGGAGUCAAUUUGUGUAAUUUAAAUAGGAAUCAGUUUUGUUUCUUUCUGUGUCCACCCAUACUCCCAAACCAAAUUACUAAAAUAUAACUCAAACAGUAAAAUGUAUGUGUAUGAGAAAUGUUUUAUGAUGUAAAAUGCUUAAAUCAUUGUUUCUUAAUUCUAAUCAUCCAACUAUUAAUAUGGCUAGUAACAAAAAGUUGUGUAUUACUAUAGAAGCCCCUUUGUUGAUAUGCUGCAUGUUUUAAAAAUAUCUGUAUGUGAUACUGCUCAUCUCACCGAUUGUAUUUGGAAUGUAACUCAAUACUUUUCCCACAUGUGGUUUUGUUAAAAAUUCUGUAUUGCCUUUGGUAAUAUAAAUAUACAUUUUUUCUAUAUAAAAAUUGGCUUUAGCCAACUGUUUUACAGAAAAGACUAUCACCCUUGAUACUCCAGGAGAACUGACAUAAGCUUUGAAUUUUCCUUUUCUUCCCCAACAGUCUGACUUACUUCCUUUCACUGGUGAGAAUUAUGCUACACCAUUAGAAGAAAAAAGUAACUCUUGUCAGUUUUAGACUUGAAUUAUAAUUUUUACAUAAUUGUUCAGUAAGAGGUGGGUAAAUAUGCAUAUCUGAGAUUUAAUAUUUAUUCUUUAACAUCUGCUCAUGACAAGCAUUUUAAGUUCCCUUGACAACUGUAUAUGCUCUAAGCUGAUUCAUAUGUGGUAUUGGUGCCCUUUCUUUGAUUUUCUCAGAUGCCACUGACACAAGGCCUUUGUGACUAUAGCACACUUUUAUAGAAGUUUUGGCUUGACACAGACGAGUUUGUAUCCCAAAAACUCAAACACUUCAAAUUUCUCAUAUGACAUGCCUUUUAUUGUCUUGUUCUCCCUUUUCUAUUCCUGCUUCAUUUUGCAAAUAUUGCUUCUAAUUCUGAUCACCAUGGCCUAAUAAUUGAAUAUUUAUAAAUCCCUUGAUCUGGAUAUGAUACUUUUAUUAUAGCCUGAAUUGCAUGGGUUAUUUUUAGAGCACCAUACUUGUCUUUUGAGCUAAUGACUUUUGUGUUGAGUAACAGAUUAAUGUUCUCUAGUCAUAGUAACAGGUAUGAACCAUUUUUAGCAAGGAUUUCAGUCUUACUUCAAAAGGAACUAUUUAGUUUUGUACAUAAACUGUUUCUCUAGGCUAUUUCUUUGAAAUCCACCUAGUCACACAAGUCAGAAUCAAGGAGUUAUCCUAGACUCCUUAUAGGGGUAGUCAAGUUGUAAGUAACAGACGUACUUCAGGUAGUUAGAUAAAUCUAGUGUCCUGUAUAUAGAAAAAUCUCUAAAAUUUACCAGAACACAUACAGAUACACACACACACACACACACAACCUACUAGAACUGAUGUUUAACAGGGUUGCAGGAUACACAAUCAAUACACAAAAAGUCUAUUCUAUUUCUCUAUAUAAGCAACACAUAAUCCAAAAGAGAAAUUAGAAAACAACUCCAAUCACAAUAGAUCAAAAAGAAAAAAAUACUUAGAAAACAAGUGAAAGGUCUGGACAUUUAAAACUAUAAAAAUUGCUGAGAGAAAUAAAAGUUCUAAAUGGUGAGACAUUCCGUAUUCAUGGAUAGGAAGACUCUAUUGUCAAGAUGGUGGCUCUCAAUUUGAGCAAUAAAUUCAGCAAAAUCCUCUCAAACUGCUUUUUAGAAAUUGAUGAUUCUAAAAUUUAUUUGGAAAUGCAAGACCUAGAAUAGCCAAAAUAAUUUUGAAAAAAAAGAACAAACCAAGAAGAUGUAUAUUACCUUAUUAUAAGACAGUAUAAAACUACAGUAGUCAAAAGUGUGUUAUUGGCAUGAGGAUAAAAAUUCUAGAGCUAUGGGACAAAGUAGAAAGUCCAGAAGUAAACUUUUACAUUUAUGGUCAGUUCAUUUUCAAUGAAGUUGUCAUAAAACUUCCAGGAGAAAACAGGAUAAAUCUUAAUAAUCUUGAGUUAAAGAUUUUUACAUGAUACCAAAAGUACAAAUCAUAAAAGAUGAAAUUGAUGAACUUCGUAAAACUUAAACAUUUGUGCUUCAAAAGCAUCAUUAAGAAAAUGAAAAGUCAAACCACAGAGUAUGAGAAAAUAUUUAAAAUUAUGUAUCUAAUAAAUAACUUGUAUCUAGAAUAUAUAGAACAAUAUAUAUAUCUAGAAUAUAUAGAAUAUAUAGAACAACUCAAAUAAUGCAACCCAGUUUAAAAGUGGGUAAAAUAUUGAAUUGACAUUUCAGCAAAGAAACUAUAGGACAGGCUAAAAAUUAGCAAAUGGAAAGGUGCUUAGUAUCAUUACUCCUUAGGGAAAUGCAAAGUAAAAUCCAAAAUACCAGUUCCCUCUACCCAGAAUGACUGUAAUAAAAAAGACUGACAAUAUCAGUUGUCAUACAUUGCUGCUAUAGCCGCUUUGGAAAACAGUUUGGCAAUUUCUUAAAAAAGAUGAACAUGAACAAGAACCUAAAACAUUACUCCUUGUACAUACACAGACUUAUAUGUGAAUGUUUAUGGGUGCAUUGUUCAUAGAGCCAAAAUCUGGAAAAAAUUUUCAAUGUCCAACUAACAAAUGAGUAAACAAAAUGUGUUAUUAUCAGUGCAAUGGAAUACUGUUCAGCAAUAAAAAAGGAACAAACUACUGAUCCAUGCUACAGUGUGGAUGAACCUCAAAAACAGAAAACACACACACAAAAGAUCACAUGAUUCCUUUUAUAGGAAAUUUCCAGAAAAUGCAAAUCUAUACCUAAGUGGUUACCUGGGGCUGUGGGUGGGAGCAGAAAUUAACUCAAAUGGGAACAAGGGAAAUUUUCAUGGUAAUGAAAACUUCUAAAACUAGACU